Molecule: messenger RNA, 1914 nt
Organism: Cherax quadricarinatus
Lineage: Eukaryota; Metazoa; Arthropoda; Malacostraca; Decapoda; Parastacidae
Source: RefSeq, a predicted model, not a curated record
AUGAAAAAGUCCGAGGAGAAGCUUCAGGACUCUGUAGAUCGACGUCAGGCGGAGGUGCGAGGUGCUCUGGACCGCCUGGAGGCCAAACUCAACGAUGCUGGAGAACUACUGACGGAGGAGAGGAUCUCCAUAUUGUCCCUGCCUCCAAGCACACUCCUUCACAGGCUCAGGGAUGGUCAGCUUGCCCCAACACACGUGCUCAGGGCCUUCCAGGCCAAGGUUAGUCUCUUCCAGGUCAAGGUCAGUCUCUUCCAGGUCAAGGUCAGUCUCUUCCAGGCCAAGGUCAGUCUCUUCCAAGCCAAGGUCAGUCUCUUCCAGGCCAAUGUCAGUCUCUUCCAGGUCAAGGUCAGUGUCUUCCAGGCCAAGGUCGGUCUCUUCCAGGCCAAGGUCAGUCUCUUCCAGGUCAAGGUCAGUCUCUUCCAGGUCAAGGUCAGUCUCUUCCAAGCCAAGAUCAGUCUCUUCCAGGCGAAGGUCAGUGUCUUCCAGGUCAAGGUCAGUCUCUUCCAGGCCAAGGUCAGUGUCUUCCAGGCCAAGGUCAGUCUCUUCCAGGCCAAGGUCAGUGUCUUCCAGGCCAUGGUCAGUGUCUUCCAGGCCAAGGUCAGCCUCUUCCAGGUCAAGGAGUGGGCGACGGAGCUGGAGGCGGCGCCGCCAGAGACCAGAACCCUGCCGCUCUUCGGGUUGCCAGUGAGUUUGAAGGAUACCAUCGACGUGGAGGGGCGGGACUCGACCAUGGGUCUUGCCAAGAGGUUGUACCGUCCAGCCCUCUGCCACGCUGCUGUGGUCCAGGCUCUUCGUGCCCAGGGGGCUGUCCCUUUCUGCAAGACCAACGUAUCGCAGCUGUGUGUCAGUUACGGCUGUAGUAACCCAGUGUGGGGAGUCACUCUUAACCCAGCCAACACCCAGCGCACCUGUGGUGGAUCAUCAGGUGGGGAGGGUGCGCUGGUGGGUGCUGGGGGCUCGCUGCUGGGGGUGGGCACUGACCUGGCGGGCAGCGUGAGGAUUCCUGCCCACUUUUGUGGCGUGGUGGGCAUCAAGACCACCUCGGGCAGGAUGAGCACCAGGGGCAUCGCAAGACCCAUCAACGCCGCCGGUGCUGGUGUUCUGCCAUCGAUGGGUCUGCUGGGUCGUGAUGUGGAAAUAGUGGUGGCAGGAAUGAGGGCACUGCUCGAAGCUGACUACAUGUUUCUGGCUGACCCCGCUAUGGCGCCCUUGUCGUGGCGACAGCACCUCUACACCGACGUCCGUCCAUUGCGCAUUGGCUGGUAUGACUUCGAUGGCGUGUUGCCUGCGACUCCUGGAUGCCGGAGAGCUGUGGCGGAGGCUCGGGAGGCCUUGCAGGCAGCAGGCCACGAGCUGGUAGCCUUCACGCCCCCAGAAGUGCGACGGGCAUGGGGCAUCAUGACCACCUGCAUCACUGCUGACAAAGGCCGCACCGUCAGCCGUCUACUGACAGGCGAGGUAGCUGACCCUUCCCUCGCCACCAGUAAGCUAAUGGCUCAACCUAAGCUUGUCAAGGCCGUCAAGAAGCGCAUUCUCCAGGGCAGGUCUCCAUUUAUGGCUCGCCUUUUAUCAAGUGAAGGUGUUAAGUCACACCAGCUGUGGCAAGCACUGGAGGAGAAGCAAGUGUAUGUGGAACAACUGACGGAGGCCUGGAGGAAAGCUCGUCUCGACCUCCUGCUGGCUCCUGCCUUCUCCAUGCCUGCACCACCACUCAACUGCCCCACUAACACCACAGCGGCCUUGAUCACCACUUGCCUCUACAACUUCUGCGACUUUCCCUCUGGUGUUGUUCCAGUCACCCACGAGAACGAGGACGACCAGGCCAAGCUGAACGACUACCCCACUGCGACUUACUCUUAUAGGGAAAGGAGGACGCUACAGAAUAUUUUAGAUUCAUCUGUAACUAAAGUUUAG